AUGGUCACCACUCGUAAUUCUAAGGUACUCAAACGUGCUAGGAGCGACGACGAGUCCUCCAACGCAGACGAGGGGGCUUCCAGCAACUCAGGCGAGGAGGUUCCCAAUAACCCAGCCUCGACCCACAUCUACGGCCUUGCCUCCUAUUUCUGCACACGGGAAGAAUUUCAUGACAUCUUGAACCAGAUGUACGACAUGCAAGAUCAACCUUCAUACAGGCGAGGUUAUCCCAAUGUCAUGCAUGAUAUGUUCAACAAACUGCACAUCGCUAUGAUGAGCUGGACUUGGCAAUGGAGCCAAGAAAAAGGGGCCGAGCAUCUCUCGAAUGAUGAAAAACAGGAGAUCAUUGCCAGCCUCCAGGGCCAGUGCGUCCAGGACGACUGGGACAGUAUCCGAGCUCUAUCUCCGCCGGCGGUUCGUUGUGACAUGUGUGGCGUUCUACUCCAAGCAAUGUUUUAUCAAUUCAUCUUUGCAAUCUUUAUCGAAUCUCCCUUCUGGUUCAUGGAUGGGAGGAUCGAUUCUGCCGACGUAGAAGGUGAUCCUCAGUUCCUUCGACGGUUUCAGCAUCUGUAUGAAAGACUACGUGCAGCAACUGGCUUUGGUGCAGCAUGCUUGAAAUCAUUGAUCAUAUCGGAGUCCAAUGCGAACGGCCCCUUCAUUGGCGUGCCUCAUGACACGGAACUCGCCCGGAGCAAUUUUGCCCGCCGCAAGACAUUGAUAACUGCGUUCAGAGAUGAACUUCUCGGGCGCAGGGUCUUCCAACUUCUUCUCCGCCCCUUAGACGAUGAGGCUGUGGUAGCACGCCGCAACGACGCGCUCCAGGAUCUCCUUGAACAAGCAGUUCAGACAAUCCUCUACACUGAGGGUGGGAUCUACGGCAACUCCGUGAUAACUCGCCUACCCGAGCUGCCCGUCUUUGACUACGAGGAUGACCGCAUGACCUCGCACUAUUAUCACUUCGUCGGUGGUCCCCGCACCCGGGGCCUCGCACCUGCCCCGGGGGGUCGCAGCCUCAUUGUUACUCGCCCGGGACUCGCCUAUGCCGAUAUGCAAUCGUUUGGUCAUUUUGCGAAGCGCCCGCCUUAUCAAAUGUUCCCGGCGGAAGUGGUGGCUGAGAUACUGCCGGAGAAGACCAGUACCAUAACCAAGGCGAAGUCCAGAAAGACGACAUCCGCAAAGACGAAGUCCAGAAAUAAAAGGGCCAAGACGGACUCCAAACCCAAUACCACGUCUACGGUCUCCGAGACCCCGUCUGUGUCUCCGGUAGCCAACGCACCCGAUGCUGAGAACGACUCCAAGGAGGGAAUGGAGGAGAGGGCGAAAACUCCCCCUCUGGAGCUUCGGAUGCCGCGGCUGAGGAAGACAUUCUGGCGGAAGUGA
Messenger RNA from Aspergillus niger, 1380 nucleotides. RefSeq lists its product as uncharacterized. The transcript has a single exon. The record is from RefSeq and is a predicted model, not a curated record. Bases 1 to 1380 code for a protein of 459 amino acids. NCBI's taxonomy places the organism in Eukaryota, Fungi, Ascomycota, Eurotiomycetes, Eurotiales, Aspergillaceae.